This is a messenger RNA of Closterium sp. Naga37s-1, 1638 nucleotides long. The record is from the annotation of a GenBank genome assembly. NCBI's taxonomy places the organism in Eukaryota, Viridiplantae, Streptophyta, Zygnematophyceae, Desmidiales, Closteriaceae.
GCACAAGAAGGCAAGAGGCGUGCUGGUAGGAGGGAGAAGUGGCGCUGUGGAGGGUACAGGGGCCGAGGGUGGGCGUGCACAGGUGCAUGAUUGUGGAGGUGUUGUGAGCAGCUCAUGUGCUGAUGGUGAUGCUGCUCGCACUUGUACUGUGGUGGGCACACAGGAGGGUGGGUUGGUGGAGGACACGGGGAGCGAGGAAGAGAGUGUGGAUGCAGAACGCAGUGCAGGGGAGUGCACGAGGCAGGAGGGCGGGGAAGGCGAGGUGCAGUUGGCAGCAGGUGACGGCAGUGGCGGCAGUGGCGGCAGUGGUGGCAGUGGCUGCAGUGCAGGUGUGGGUGAUGGCGCUGUGGAGGACGUGCCUUGGCAGCAGCAGCAGGUGGAGGGGCAGCUUGGGGGUGAGGUGGAGGCGGCCCUUGCAGCACAGGGCAGUGCGGUGGAAGGCAUGCACGGCAGUGAUGGCAGCAGGCAGGGAGGCGGUGAGGAAGAGGCGCUGGGGUUGACGAGCAGGGGGAGUGAGGUGGUGGUGUUGGGGAGUGGAGAGGGAGGGGAUGGUCGGGGUGGUGGAGGGAGCAGGGGGGACGGCGACAUGUGGGGUGAUACGAUGCUUGGUAGCAGGGUGCAGCGAGGGAUGGGUCGUGGGACCAGUGGUGGAGGUGGUGGGACUUUCUUGGGUGGAAAUGAUGCGAGUGGAAUUGUGGUGCUGGCGCAUGUGAGGGUGCCCUUAUCCGCGCUGCACGUGGUGCUGCUAGUGGCGCGCCCGUCUCUCCUGGCGCGCUGCCUCACUGCCUUCGCAGGGAUCAUCUGGGGGCCACGACCCUGGCGCUUGGGGGCACGCGAGGACGACAGGCGAGGGGAGAGGGGAAGGGGGGCUGAGUGGGGGAUGGCGGAUGGGCAUGGUGACGGCAUGGAGAGGGAGGGAGGGGGCCGCAGGUGUCGACUGCUCCUGUCAAACGGACCAAGCACGCCACCACGUGCACAGGCGAUUGAACAGGGGCGGAUCGAGGGAGACGGUGAGGGUGAGAUGGAGGGAGAGGCAGGGGGACACACGAGCGUGCAAGAGCACGAGCAGGUGCCUCUUGCAGCAACUCCUCCUCCCAUCACACCCGUUGCUUCCUCACCCAUGCCAUGCCUCCCUGCACCUGCUGCCACCACACGCACACACCAACCCUGCACGGCUCUCGCCCCUUUGCCUGCCAACCCCGCACCGCCUGUGGGUGGACCUCCCGUAACUGUUCCACACACCCCACCACCUUCACCACUUCCCAUCUCCACGCCGCCAUCAUCACUUACACUCUUGACAGCAGAAUCUGAUGCAGCAGCACCAUCUCGGCGACCGCACCACCACCCUGAUCUCAAACCAGUCAACGAGCAGCAACCACACCGAAUGCAUUCCCAACGAUUCCCUCACCGCUCUUCCUCUCUGCCAUCGCACACAUGCCAUCCUCUCCCCCACCUGCCCAUUGUGCUGCCAGCAUCAGCAUGCGUGCCGCACGUGGGCCUGGCGCAGCAGCUGAGCGUGGUGGCGUGGGAGCGCGUGCUGGCGGCCAUGGCGGAGGGCAGGCGAGUGGAUGCCGCCCUCUGGAUGACCUGCCAGGCGCUCCUUGCUGCCACCCUCGCUGCUGGCUCCAUGCUGGGCAG